Messenger RNA from Caenorhabditis angaria, 1478 nucleotides. The record is from the annotation of a GenBank genome assembly. Lineage: Eukaryota; Metazoa; Nematoda; Chromadorea; Rhabditida; Rhabditidae.
AUGAAAAUCGACGAAACCACAACCACAAAAGAUUCAUCGAUGGAUCGAAAACAAUCGAAUGAUUCGGAAUUGGCUGAAGAUUCGUUGCAACCUUUGAUGGUUCGGAGAAAGUCUGGAAUGAUACAGAAGAAGUUUCCAUCACUUCAGGUAUUUUUUGAAGGGGGUUAAGGUUUUUACAAUAAUUAGAAGAAGUUUUGUGGAAUAAUUCUAGAUUAUUUUUGAAAUUUUGAAAAUUGUUUGACUUUUGAAAUUUUGAAAAUUGUUUAAGAAAUUUAGAUUAGUUUUCCAGAUUUGAUGAAGCCUGAUUUUGAAGUCUUACAAGAUUUAGGCUAUUUUUUUUUCAAAAUUGAACUGCCACGUCAUAACUUUUGUUUGGAAUUCUAAAUUUCUAAUUGAUCUGCCCAGAAACCUUAGGCUAACUUCUAGGCUCUUUCUGAAGAAAAAACUUCCCCCUAACCUCCACUUUUUCCUUCCAGAUAUCCCACUACCCAGUGCUCCUUCUCUCUAAAAACGGGAUUCACGAAAAUCAAUCAAGUGUUACGUGGAAAACGAGUCAACAAAGCGAUUCGACAGAUUCCUCCGAACAACUGAUGCCAACUCCACCAAUCCGAAAAUUUUCGGGAAAUCUGAAACAAUCACCGAUUCCGCCGAUCAAGAAGAAAUCGUUGGAUUUUCGUGGUGGCAGUGAGGAGCAGCGGCCGAAGUUUGUGAGGAAUUUUACGGCGACCACGUUGUCACCGACCACUGAGAAGCCACCGUCGAUUUUGGGUGAGUUGGAGGGGUUUGGGAUCAAAGUUCCCCAGAAAUCUGAAAAAAAAUGACUAAUUUCUAGUUGAGGAAUGACUUGUGGCGCUCUUUUUCAAUUUUUUUUUGAUCUAGGUUUCAAGAUUUUUGAGUUUUGCCACGUCAUAGGUAUUUUGAACAUCGCACAUUUGAAUUCGAGAUUUUUGACAUUUUCUAGAUUGCCACGUCAUAACUUUCAGACUUUGUACACGUUUUUUUCACGUUCAGAUUUCUAGCUUCAGAUUUUCUUCGGGUUCUAUAGAAUUUUCCAGUUUUGCCACGUCAUAGGUUAUUUUCAGCCAAAUUUUAGAUUUUCUUAUUCAUUUUCUAGAUUUCCACGUCAUAACUUCCAGGUUUUACCAAUUUUGUACAAGGUUUUUCAUUUUAGAAUUUUUCAAACUUUCCACGUCGUAGUUCAAAUUUUCACCUCCAUUUUUUGAUUUUCAGUCAUUUUCACCCAAAUAUCAGAUUUUCUUAUUCAUUUUCUUGAUUUCCACAUGAUAACUUCCAGAUUUUCCGAAAUUUAAGUUUCAGCUUUGCCACGUCACGAAUAUUUCGCUUCUAGAUUUUUCCCUGAAUAAUUGUACUUCUCACCUGACUUCUUCCCUUCCUGAAUACAAAAAAAACUAUACUAUAGUAUAGCCAAAGUGAGAAGCAGACAUUGCAAAAAAAUGUACCCGAUCAGACUUUUUUAA